AUGUCUGAAAGGAAAGAGAGUAAAUGGGCAAACUCAGUUUGGACUAAUUACGCACUGAACAUUGGAUUACAUCCAUUUGAUUAUGCUAAAGUAUUAAUCCAACUGGGAUAUGAACCAAUUCCUCCACGACCAGCUAGAGAUUUUUUCGGUAAACCCGCUUUAAAACUUCCCAACAUUUUCCAAUAUGUGAACUACAUCAGGCGUAUCGACGGAAUAGUCGGUUGCUAUAGAGGCCUGGCGCCGAAACUGUGCGGGAAUUUAUUGAGCAUGGCGGUCACUCAGAAGAUGAUGGACUUAAUGCCGCCGGAUGAUGAGAAGGAAGACGAGACGGAGGAGGACAGACUGGGAAAGUUCAUCAAGACGAUGAACUGCGAAUUGGUAUGUCGUGCGGCUGGUGUGAUUGUAAGCCAGCCGUUUUGCGUCAUAUCGGUCAGAAUUAUGGCUCAGUUCGUCGGCAGAGAGACCAAAUACGACGGUAUCUUAGAAUCCAUCCAUGAAAUUUACAAGCAACAAGGUCUUGUUGGAUUCUUUUCCGGUUUGAUGCCCAGGUUGCUAGGCGAUGUGGUCUUUGUGAUACUUGAGAACACACUAACGUACCUCCUGACCUCUUUUGUGUUGAAGCAGAAGGAGUUGCAGACUUAUAUGCCUCCGGCGACAUCUUUUUUGGCCACAUCUGUAACGUAUCCGUUUCAGGUAGUGACAAAUUGCAUGAUCGUCAAUGGUUCCGGAUUAGUGGCCGGUUCUACAAAGUUAAUGCCACAUUACGGCACAUGGAUGGAAUGCUGGAAGGAUUUGGCACAGAAAAAUCAACUUAAACGCGGCUCCAGCUUUUUGAUCAGAUACUACGCUGGACAAACUAUUAGUGCCAAGGAGUAA
Messenger RNA from Aethina tumida (small hive beetle), 876 nucleotides. RefSeq names its product mitochondrial carrier homolog 2-like. The coding region runs from base 1 to 876 and encodes 291 amino acids. Lineage: Eukaryota; Metazoa; Arthropoda; Insecta; Coleoptera; Nitidulidae. The transcript has a single exon. The record is from RefSeq and is a predicted model, not a curated record.